AUGAGCACCUCAUUGUCUGCCGAAUUUGUACAAAAUGUCACUCAGCGAUUAACGGAAAUCGUGCUCCUUAAUCUGAUGAGCGCAGACUUCAAAAACCACAUCUUCUACAACUCCAACCGCCGCCUCGAGGAAGCGAAACAGAAGGGCAUCACCCUCAACGACAUCUCUAUCGGAGACGACUGCCUUGCUACAUGGAGUGGCCGCACUUGGGACCCCGACACAGGUUCCCUGCACGAUGCUCUUCAAGAAGAUGCCUUGAAUCUUCUCGAAGCGCAGGAGGCUAGCAGUAUGGUGCGUAGGGACCUCAUCCAGAAGAGCAACCGCAAGCUGGAUGAAGCGCGAGGUCUUGCGGAAGAAGCGAUCCCGUUUCUGCUCGAACACAACGAAGAGGACGAACACCACAGUUCUCCUGAGAGCAGCAUCCAAGACGAUACAGACAUUUCCGAGGGAACUAUUGUCAACAUCAACACCGGAGACUCUGACAACGACACGGCCAUGGUCACAGAUGAUGCCGACAGUACCGACUCCGACAGUGAUUCCGAGAUGGAGUUUGCGGUCCUUGGAAAUGACAAUAAUCUCGUCAACGACGAGAUUGAAACAUCCAACAUUUUCAACCCGGAACCCUCGUAUGAUUCAGAUGACGAAGAACCAAACAUUUUCCACGGAGCUCAAGUCAUGGGUGUCCCAGCACAGCACUCCAUCGUUGACCUCGAGGUUUACUUCGCCGAGGACGAGGACGAGGUCCAAGACCUUCCGCAGAUGGAGUUGGCUAUCGAUCAAGAGUCCUACGAACACUACUUUGGAACUGAUGGAGCGAUCGAUCUUGAGGUUGUUGGAGGUCGACUCAUCUGCACCGGAGAGCUUUUUGAGGAGGACCAGGAGAUGACACUGGAGGAUGUGGCGGAUGACAUGGAGGUUUUGUCACUUACGGCUAGCGACGACGAACAAUUGGAAGCAGAGGACUGA
Fusarium mangiferae is the source of this 966-nucleotide messenger RNA. RefSeq lists its product as uncharacterized. Lineage: Eukaryota; Fungi; Ascomycota; Sordariomycetes; Hypocreales; Nectriaceae. The transcript is spliced from 2 exons. The coding region runs from base 1 to 966 and encodes 321 amino acids. The record is from RefSeq and is a predicted model, not a curated record.